This is a messenger RNA of Impatiens glandulifera, 1059 nucleotides long. RefSeq lists its product as uncharacterized. NCBI's taxonomy places the organism in Eukaryota, Viridiplantae, Streptophyta, Magnoliopsida, Ericales, Balsaminaceae. Bases 145 to 894 code for a protein of 249 amino acids. The record is from RefSeq and is a predicted model, not a curated record. The transcript has 8 exons.
ACCGCUUUAAGCAAACCAAUCUUUCAUUGAAAACCUUCCCAAUUCCCCGUCUUCUCCAUUUCUUCUCUACAAAUCUUCCAACAGAAAGAAAACCCAUCAUCAUAUUUCCUUCGUUUCUUUAGGGUUUCAAUCGAACAACCGAAGAUGUCGGCGUCGCAGGAACAUCUGGAGAAGAUGCAGCUCCGUCAGAACUACCGAAAUCUCUGGCAUACCGAUCUUAUGGGCACUAUCCAAGCCGACACUCCAUAUUGCUGUCUUGCUCUAUGGUGUGCGCCCUGUAUAUCGUACUUGCUCCGCAAACGAGCCCUUUAUAAUGACAUGACAAGGUAUCAAUGUUGUGCGGGUUAUAUGCCCUGCAGUGGUCGUUGUGGAGAAAGUCGUUGUCCUGAAUUCUGUCUUGGUACUGAGGUUUUCUUGUGCUUUGGAAAUUCAGUAGCUUCAACCCGGUUCCUUUUACAAGAUGAGUUCAACAUUCAGACAACUCAAUGUGACAAUUGCAUCAUUGGGUUUAUGUUUUGUCUUUCACAAAUAGCAUGCAUAUUCUCCAUUGUUGCGAUGAUUGUUGGUAGUGAGGAAAUUCAACAGGCUUCCCAGUUGCUAUCUUGUUUGUCUGAUAUGGUCUAUUGCUCGGUCUGCGCAUGCAUGCAGACACAGCACAAGAUUGAAAUGGACAGAAGAGAUGGUAAGUUCGGGCCACAAGCAAUGGCAGUUCCCCAAGUUCAACAGAUGUCACGACUUGAUCAACCGUACCCUCCAAAUGUCGGAUAUGCCCCUCAACCGGCCUACGGUUAUCCACCUCCUCAAGGCUAUCCUCCUCAAGGCUAUCCCCCACAAGGGUAUGCUCCACAAGGGUAUCCUCCACAAGGGUAUCCCCCACAAGGGUAUGGAAAGUGAGAUCUGUGUUCUACUGCCAUUUUCAAAAGUUCACCGGAUUAUUAUUAUUAUUGUUUGCGAAAUUUAAUGAUGAGACCUUUAUGUUUAAUUGUUUGCAAAUUUUAAUGAAACCUUGUGUAAACAUCACUGUUAUUAUCUUCAGUAUUAAACUAUACUUUUGUGUGA